CGACCGUGAUUAUUUUGCCAGCGGGCAGUUCGCAAUUUGUAAACAAACAUCUAAAAAUAUGGUUCGGUUAUUAUGAUAAAUAAUGUAAUUGCAGAAAAAUUUUAACUUUUUUUUUAAAAAGCUCUAACUUAUUGUAUUUUUUUAACUAUUAAUUAUUUUUACAUUUCAACAUGGGAACAUUUCUGUAUCAUUGUUUUUAUCUUUCGAACAUUUAAAUGUCUUUACAUAGUUAUUUUCCUUUAGUUACAUGAAAAGUACAAAAUAAUAGUUACUUUCUUUUAGUUACAUGAAAAGCACAGAAUAAAAAAUUGCAUCAUUUACCAUAGCUGUAUGCGAUGGCGAAUAUCCAAGACACUGCUGACUUCUUCAGUGUAGAUUUUCCCCAGCAAGAAAACUUAACUGAUGAUAUUGAUGAGGAAGAAGAUAAGGAAGAGGCUGCUGAAAAUGCAAGGAGAGAUGCUGAGCUUCAAGAAGAAAUAGAAAAUUUUGAUGAUGAUUCAGAAGCAGAGGGUUCUGAAGAUGGGUCUGAUAAUGAAUCGGGUGUAAAUAUCAACUUCGACCAUGAAUCUCAUGAAUCCUUUCCAGUUCGAAGAAAUGGGCAAGGUAUUAGACCACGCCAGCGUGUACAAGAAAAUCUUCGUGAAUUUCUAGUAACUCAAAAUGAGGAUGAUAGAAAUGGGCAUGGUAUUAGGCCACGCCAGCAUGUACAAGAAAAUCUGCGUGAAUGUCUAGUAACUAAAAAUGAUGAUGAUAGAAAUGGGCAUGGUAUUAGGCCGCGCCAGCGUGUACAAGAAAAUCUUCUUGAUUGCCUGGUAACUCAAAAUGAUGAUGAUAAUAUUUCUUUAAGCAACAGCUAUGAGAAUAGGCAUGAUGAUAAUCCUCUGAUGACUUCAAGCAAUAGCUAUGAGAAUAGGCAUGGUGAUAAUCCUCUAAUGACUACAAGCAACAGCUAUGAUGGUGAUCCUAAUCUUUCUUCUAACAAGAGCUAUACCAAUGGUCAUGAUGAUAAUCCUGAAGUAUCUUUAAGCAGCAAUUACACUCCUAGACAUGACAUUCCAUGUCAAAAUCACUUUGAUAAUACUGAUUGGCAGUAUCUGCCUUCUCAAAACAAUUAUGGUGCUAAGCCUACUGAAGAUAUUUCUCAUAACUCUGGCAAUGCUUCUCGAAUUAUAUACAAUAAUGUGAACCAUCAUUUAGGUAUUCAUCCCACCCCACACACUCCAAGUUCUGUAUUAAUAGCUUCUCAAAACAAAUCCAAUGAUGAUGUUCCUUACACCAAGCCUGUUGGAGAUGGACAUCUUUUGAAUGGCACAAAACAAGACGCAACACUUCAAAAUUUACAUGAUGAGUAUAUGAAACUUCUAACAUUUCAUAAUAACGCCUGCCAGGAAUUGAAAAGGAUAAAGAAGAGAGAAAAAGAAACUGUGGAUGAAAAAUUAUCUGAGAUCAGAAAUCUUCAAAUAAACCUUGAGCUAAUACAAGGUGAAAAAACUUCCCUAGUCUCUAAACUGGAUGAAUUGCAAAAAUAUACAUCUGAUUAUGAACUUCAGAAGAAAAAGCAGGAGGGUAAGAUUGCAGCUCUUGAAAGUGAACUUGCUUCUGUUACAGAUGCUAAAAAUGAGAUGCAGUCUGAAUUACAGUCGUGUGAAGAAAAAAUAGAAUCGUUGGAAAGACAGUUGAAAGGAAUGCACCGGUCUGAAUCACUCUCCAACCUUCGAAAGCAACACGAGAGCGUCCUUUCAGAAUUAAAAUUGCGUCACCAGAAUGAAGUAUUAGACUUUAAAAAAUUUAUUGACCAACUUGAAUCUGAAUUGAAGAGUAAAUCUAAAGAUGUGAUGCAUUUAGAAGAUAGAGUUAGUGAAUUACAAAAAAAAUAUGACCAUUUGGUAAUUGAAAAGAGUGAGAUUUUCAAUAAUUUAUCCUCACAAUUGGAAGCUACUCAAAAACAGUGUCAACAGCUUCUUGAAUCUGGAGGAAUGAUAGAUGUCAGUAUUUUGAAAGCAAAGGUUCAAGAUCUUGAAAAAGACAAGGCCAACUUAAGUGAACAAAACUCUAUUCUUAAAGAAAAGAUUAAAUCAUUAGAAGCGGAGCUGCAUACAACAGAAGCAUUGCAGAGGAUUGCAACAUCUCGUUUCGCACAAGACAAUACUGAAAUCUCUAAAAAUGAAAUUCAGAAUUGUAAUUCUCAGCUGGAAAUGGCCUUGAAGAAUCUUAGGGCUACGAGAGGAGAAAAUAAAAAUUUACUGCAUGAUUUGGAAGAAAAGGAUGUCAAAAUACACGAUUUGCAAAACAAAGCCACCUUUUACGAGUCUAGAUUUCAUGACUCUGAGAAAAAAUCAAAAGAAUUGGAAGGAAAAGUUCUUUCUCUGUCAACAGUUAAUGCGGAAAUGAAAACUUCCUUUGAAAAUAAAGUGGAGAAAUUGGAAAAAUUAGUGAAGGAUUUGCGAACUAAGUUUCAAAAAGCAUCAGAAAAACUGAAGCAAACAUCAGAAAUGAAAGAAAGUUUUGCUGAAACCUGUGAAAAGCUGCAAAAAAGAGUUGCUGAAAUGAUUGAGCAUCAUGCCAAUGAAAAGAAAAAAGCUGUGGAAGAAUGCCGUGCCAAAUUCAUGGAGCUUCAUGAAAAAGAAGUGAGCGAGUUGAAAGAAAAGCUUCACUCUGAUUCUGAAACAGAUCUUAUUUGUUUGCGUGCUAAAUAUGAAAAUGAGAUAUCUAAACUUCAGAAAGACUUGGAUGAUGCAAAUAUGAGAUUACUUGAGGCUAAACAAGACUAUAUAAAAAUAUUUGAAGAAAACAAAGAACUUCGAAAAACAUUCAAUGACAGUACAAGACCAAAGGAACGAACAGAAAUCGAAGCUUUUAUGCGAGCAGAAUAUGAGAACAAAUUAGAGCAAAUGAAGGAACAACUGCAGAAGGAAAAUGAAAAAACUGUUGGAACUCAUUUGAAAAUAGAGAUAGCCAAAAUCAAAGAAGAAUGGACAAAACAUAAAUUAGCUGAAGUCAAAAAUUUUAUUGAAAGCACCAAAAAACAGUUGGAUGAAAAAUUUAGAGAUUGCCUACUUAAAGAACGAACAGCUUUGCAACAGGCUCACACAGAAAAAGUUCAGUUGUUGAAAAAUGAGUAUGAGAAAGAGAAAUUGGCAUUGAAUUCUAAACUAAAUAAAGUCUACCAAUCAGAGUGGGAAAAAAGAUGCGAUUAUAUAAGAAAACAGCAAGAAGAACAGAUUCAUCUCUUAGAAAAGGAUUACGAGAAAAAAAUACAGGACAUGGAAAGUAAAAUUAAAGAACUACAAGAGAAAUUACCAUCACCUAAAAUAUACAAUGAUGAGGUGGAGGAAUUAAAAGAACUUUUCUCCCAAAAAGAAAGUGCCUGGAAAAGUGAAAGUCAGCAACAUCUCUCAAUGAUUGCAGCUCUCAAAGCAACUUUGAACGACCAGGAGGACAUUGAGAAAAAACUGAGAGAAAAGUUAAAUAAAUACAAGAGGUACUGUGAAAAAAUGGAAAAAGAGUACAAAAAUGAAACUUCUUUGUUAAAUAGAAAAGUUUCAGAACUGCAAAAGAAACAAGAAUUGCUUCAAAUGGAUAAAGAAAAUUGUGAACAACGGCUGCACAGAACAGAGGCUGAAUUCUCAAGAAAACAACAGUUUUCUAAAACUUGUUGCAUCCAGACAGAUCAAGAAGUUGUACCAAAACAAGAUCUUAUAGAGAUGAGAAAAUUAUUUUUUGCCUGCUUAAGGAGCAUAUCUGAGGAUAAUAAGAAAUGUUUAAAUGCAGCUAAGGAUCGGAGCAUCGAACGUCAUCGCCAAUUAAUCCUUCAGUAUCACCGACAGCUAACCUCUAAAAUGUUCCAAGACCACUCUAAAGAAAUACAUUCCUUUCUACAAAGCAUUGCCAUUCCACAAACAAGAGCUAAAACUACCAUAUCUUCCAGUCCUACUUUCACUUUUGAUGUGAGCAAACAUGCACAAAACUUUUGCAGCACUAAGAUUAGGUCAUCUCCUUCAACAAACAAUAAAUAUGCACAUAACAAAAUUAAUGCUGAUCAGGAGGAUUCAGCACGAAUUUUCGCCAAUGCUGAUCCUGCACAACUGAACUUUGAGGACCUUUCUUUUGACUUUCAACUUCGCAGGCUUCCACAAAGUAGUACUUUUGAUUCAGGGAAACCAUUGACUGAUACGGGAUUUAGCAGUAAAAGGGCCCAUUCCUGAAGUACCACUUACCAAUAAAGAUUUUAACUGUGCACAAUCUAAUUCUUGAAGUGAAACUGUGAUUUCUCACUAAGUGCCGUUAGCAGAAGUGCCAACUAUUACGAUUUUGGAGAAUUUUUGUAAUCUGUUUGAAAUACUUAUUCCUUUAACUAGCAAGAGUUAUACAAUUUUUGUUUUUUUGCAGCCAAUAUAUGCUACUUCUUAAACAAUUCUAAAAAAAAUGAAAAUGGGGAAUAAACAUGAUUUAAAAGAAAAAAGAAAGUAAAGAGCCAAGAAUGCUCUCUCAUCUUUCUCUCCUCCACCAAGCUAAUAUUAAAACGCCGAUGAGGGUUAAUUUAAAUUUUAACCAAAAACUAGAACAAUGAUUCCAAGUUAACAAUUUAUCAUUUUAUGAUAAAGUAUAUAGUUUCAGAAAUUCAUUUUAUUUGGUACCUUUCCUUAGUGUUGUUACUCUUUUUAUUUAAUAGUAAAAUUCAUGCAUACAUUUUGUUAAUAUUUUAUACUAAUGUGGAAAUAAAUACACCUUGAAAUUAUGCAAAGUUUAAAUUAUGUUAUAACUUCUAUAAAGAAUAUUUCUGUGUUACUGUAUGUACUUCUAAUUACUAAUAGCUGGUUUGAAAAGUUGGCAUCUCUGUUUUUAGUUUUAGGUUUUUUUUUAAACUUUCAUUCUACAUUUCAUGUAAAUAUUCAGUAACAGUCUUUCAAUUGCAUUCUUAAACUGCCGUCAAAUUUUAUAAGCAAUGUAUUAUUUGUUUUUGUAUCUAGCCAUACAGCAUUAUGAAUUGAAUAUGUGCAGUCGAACAAUCUAGCUCAGGAGCACCACAUUCAGAAAUUCUCGCUCCCCAUAAAUGUAUCCAAAAGUACUUCUUUGAAAGAGGGAACACUUUUAUCUUACUUUUUUAAAGAGGAUGUUGUUACGAAUUGUUUAAUACGUAUAAACGUUUAAACAUAUAGAGCAUGACGAAAAGAAACAAAGUACAAUCUCGCUACUUUUUGGGGAGAGUAUACACUAUUUGUGCCAUUUGAAAGAUAAAUGUAUGUAUUAAUGUCUAUUUUAUAAGCAAAAUCGGUUGUUGCCACCAAUAAUUUACAAAAUUAUCAAUAUUUUAUUUUAUAAGAAAGAAAAAAACUUCCAUAUGAAAAUGAGCAAAUUUUCAGGACUAUCACGCUAAUUCAAAUAAGUCAGAAGUCUGACUCUCUUUAUAAAAAGUGUGUUAGAAAAAUUUGGUGAAUGGUCUCAUAAAAUAGAGGAAACAAGAUGUACAAAUCACAAAAAAAAAAAAAAAAAACUGAAUAACUUUUGAUCUAAUAAAGGGAUUUUCAAGUACUGAGAUUCUGAUGGUUUGAAGGCCUAACCUUAAAUAAACUAAUAAUGCACAUGAUGUUCUGAAUUUUUUUUUUUUUUUAAAUCGGACAUAAAUACGUACUUUAUCUGAAAUAACGUGUCUUUUUUUCCCACUGGAUUUGAUUUCUCGACCCUAGAAAUAUGAGGGUAGCUGCAAGCUACAAAAUAGGGUGCCAAUAGUUUGGUCAGCAUAACGGUUUAUAAGUUUGGACAAUUUACCAAUAAUUUGACUUUUUGGCACACCUUAUUAGUUUUUUAAGCAAAUCAAAACUUUUGCUCACAAUUAAAAAUAAAAAAAUUUCCAAAAAUACU
Messenger RNA from Parasteatoda tepidariorum (common house spider), 5862 nucleotides. The record is from RefSeq and is a predicted model, not a curated record. Lineage: Eukaryota; Metazoa; Arthropoda; Arachnida; Araneae; Theridiidae.